CCUCCCACAUGCUCCACCUCCGCCCCCUCCCGUCUCCCUCCCCUCACUUUCUGGUGCCACGAAUGCGACAUGAGCGUCUCCCUCCUCCCCUCCCCGUCCCCUUUCCCUUGCCCUCAUUGCCGCCGCUUCGACUCCCUCCUCCCUCUUGACUCCAUAUCUCCUCUCUCUCUCACCUCCUACUUCCCCUCUCAACACUCUCCGGAUCUCCCAUCUCCAAACCCUACCCCCAAUUCCGCUCCCGAUGACUCCAUUGCUGCCAUCCCCAGCGUAGAGAUCGCCGAUACGGCCGCCGUCUGCGCCAUUUGCAAGGACGACCUCCCCCGCGGAUCGUUCGCCCGUCGCCUCCCUUGUUCCCAUCACUACCACUCCGACUGCAUCGUGCCCUGGCUUUCGCUCCGUAAUUCAUGCCCUCUCUGCCGCUCCGCGAUCCCAUGCUCCCGCCGCCCCCGUACAGCUCGCUUCCGCAUCCGCGUGGUGGAGCCCGAUGAUGUGGCUGAGGUUGACAUGGGGGAUUCGUUCCACCAGAUCGGGUUCUCGCGGACGCAGGAGGGGCUGGAGGAGACGGGAUCUGUUGGACCGGAAAAUAGUGGGGAGACGGUCUCGUCGGAGUGGUCAGUGGGCGGUGCUUGGGGUGAUGGAGAUGAAGAUGAAUUAACCGGUGUGAUAAUGUCUGAUGUUUGGGAGGAUUUGUUCGCUUGAACUGGCAGUGUAUUUCAGUUUUUUUGGAAUGUGUGGAGGUAUGAUUCUUGAUGUGGUACAAUCAGAUUGAGAAUUUUGUUUAUAUGUUAGGUUGAAAUACAGGUAACCUGGAAUUGGAAAAUUGUUUUUAUGGUAUUUACAUUUUUUAGACCAAAGACUGCUUUUUUGCUAGGUAUUGUACUUGUUCCUGUCUGUAAUAAAACUAUUGGAUGGAGAAAAUGAUGCCACUUGUUUUGGCAAUUGUUAUGUUCUAUAUCAUUGGUUCGCUAAAUUCUAUCCAUCCACAUCUUGCUAAUCUUACAGACAGUAUAUGCUGUAGUAUGCAUCUAGUUAUGUUGUUUGCAUUAUUAUGUAG
This is a messenger RNA of Phalaenopsis equestris, 1054 nucleotides long. Its product is annotated as RING-H2 finger protein ATL65-like. Gene Ontology annotation, molecular function: ubiquitin protein ligase activity. The record is from RefSeq and is a predicted model, not a curated record. Gene Ontology annotation, biological process: protein ubiquitination. Gene Ontology annotation, cellular component: cytoplasm. Lineage: Eukaryota; Viridiplantae; Streptophyta; Magnoliopsida; Asparagales; Orchidaceae.